GGCAGCUCCCGCUAUGGCUGCACUGAGGAGGCUCUUCUGGCCACCGCCUCGACUCCCGCCUACACCCUCCCCUCAUCAUCCCUUGCCCGGGCCCUGGGGGCGGCCUGUGGGGACAGCCCCGGGCCCUCCUGGCCGGCCCUUCUCCUGCCGGGAGGAGGAGGAGGGGGCUGUGGCUGAGGCGGCGUGGAGGCGGCGGCGGCGCUGGGGGGAGCUGAGCAUCGCGGCGGCGGCCGGCGGGGGUCUGGUGGGCCUCGUGUGCUACCAGCUGUACGGGGACCCCAGGCCCGACCCCACGCGGGCGCCGACCCCUGGGCGCCCCUCCGAGAGCGCGGACGCAGAGCUGGAGGACGCGCCCCGCGGACUGGGGCUGCUUCCCAUCCCGGUCGCCGCUGCCAAGGAGACGGUUGCUAUUGGCAGAACAGACAUCGAAGACUUAGACCUCUAUGCUACGUCUCGUGAAAGGCGAUUUCGUUUGUUUGCUUCUGUAGAAUGUGAAGGGCAGUUAUUCAUGACUCCGUAUGAUUUUAUUUUGGCUGUUACAACAGAUGAGCCCAAAUUUGCUAAAACGUGGAAGUCACUUUCCAAACAGGAAUUAAAUCAAAUGCUCUCAGAAACACCACCAGUUUGGAAAGGAUCAUCAAAGCUAUUUCGAAACCUUAAAGAAAGAGGUGUGAUUUCUUACACAGAAUAUCUUUUUCUUUUGUGUAUUUUAACAAAGCCACAUGCAGGUUUUAGAAUAGCUUUCAACAUGUUCGACACUGAUGGCAAUGAGAUGGUGGAUAAAAAGGAGUUUUUGGUGCUUCAAGAGAUAUUCAGGAAAAAAAAUGAACAGAGAGAAACUAAAGGAGAUGAAGAAAAGCGUGCAAUGCUGCGUCUUCAACUUUAUGGAUACCAUUCACCUACUAAUAGUGUACUUAAAACAGAUGCUGAGGAACUUGUCUCCAGAAGCUAUUGGGAUACACUGAGACGUAACACAAGCCAAGCACUCUUUUCAGACCUCGCAGAGCGUGCUGAUGACAUUACGAGUUUAGUAGCAGAUACUACACUUCUUGUACACUUUUUUGGAAAAAAAGGAAAAGCUGAGCUCAACUUUGAAGAUUUUUAUAGAUUCAUGGAUAACCUUCAAACAGAAGUUCUAGAGAUUGAAUUCCUUUCCUACUCUAACGGGAUGAAUACUAUCAGUGAAGAAGAUUUUGCUCAUAUUCUUUUACGAUAUACAAAUGUGGAAAAUACAUCAGUAUUUUUGGAAAAUGUACGCUACAGUAUACCUGAAGAAAAGGGCAUCUCAUUUGAUGAAUUCAGGUCAUUUUUCCAGUUUUUGAACAACCUAGAAGAUUUUGCAAUAGCCUUGAAUAUGUAUAACUUUGCAAGUCGUUCUAUAGGGCAAGAUGAAUUUAAGCGUGCCGUCUAUGUAGCUACUGGCCUCAAACUUUCACCACAUUUAGUGAACACAGUCUUCAAGAUUUUUGACGUUGACAAAGAUGAUCAAUUAAGUUAUAAAGAAUUUAUUGGAAUUAUGAAAGACAGACUCCAUAGAGGAUUCCGGGGCUAUAAAACAGUUCAAAAAUAUCCCACUUUCAAAUCCUGUCUGAAGAAGGAACUUCAUAGCAGAUAAGUACUUGUAAAGCAAAGUUUAAAGGAUUAUCUACGUGACAAAUGCAAGAAGCAACAAUUUCAGAGAACAGAAGCAGGUCUGAGGUCAGAACUUGCAGAAAUGAAGGAAAAGGUGAAAUGCUAAUUACAAUCUUUUCUUGAACUGAAUUCUUGAACAUAAGACAGAUAAAAUGCAUCUUCUUAUUAACUACAAAUGUUGUGUGUUAUCAGGUUAAGCUUUUGCCUUGAUUGACUGAACUCUGCACUUUUUCAUUCCUUUCAGAAGUAUAUAGAUACUUCCAAUGACUAUAUAAGAAUGUAUUUUAAAUAUUUAAAAAUGUAUUAGAAAUUUGCCUAAUUUCAAAAUAGUGUAUGAUUCUGGACUCUAGAUCACUUAAAAAUGAACAAUGACAUAUUUUUCUUUGGUUUUAGACUGUGAACUUAUUUUAAGAAAAUGAAGAGCCUUAGAAUUGUUGAUAAAUCCUUACUAUUUAUUUUUAGUUACAUUGACAGUGUUUUGAAAAACUAAUAGAAAUUAAGAUACUAUACAAUACGAUGGUUUACGUUGUACUUUUAACUUUUAAAAGUACUUGAUAUACAUUGUUUGAAUCAUAUAAAGUUUUUCAAAAGUUUGCGUUUAUCAAAGUCAACAGAAUGUUUGGUAUUCUUUUAUGUAUACAGCGAAGAAACGUAACUGUAGAUUUUUGUCUCAGAAGAAGUCAUACAGUGAUGGCAGAAUGGUGGUAGUUGGAGCAGGAGUCACUGUCGGUGUCACGGGUUUAACGCGGUGCUGCUCCCGGUUGCAGACGGUGUAUGUCAAUAAUGCUAGUGAAACUAGUCGCUCACAACGCUGUAACUUAUUUGCUCAUUAUUAGUAAUGUCUGUAGCAUCAAAUCAAGAACUCUAAGAGACUAAUAUAAAGUGGUUUCUAGAUGUAUGUAAAUAUUAGGUAGAAAUUAAUACUUUGUUUCUUGCAAAAGGACCACCUGCAAAAGUGAUGCCAAAUAGUAAUAAUAAAUAAUUUAAUAUAAUUCAUUACUUCAACAUAAUAUCUUAAAGAAGGAAAGAAAAACUUUCUAUUAAAAAUAACAAAAUUAGAUUUUCACUUGGAGAAAAUUUGAUAGCACUUAAUGGAAUUUUGUUCAAUUAAAAAGUUUAGUUUAUGAAGGGAUACUAUACAAAGUAGAAAAAUGGAUUUAAAUUAAUAUAUUAAUGUAUUAUAUGUAGAGGAUAUGUUCAUUCAUCUUCUUUUCCAAGAUAUAUUUAAUGUAAGUGCAUACACUCCAGCUAUUGCCUUGCUUUUGCUUAUGAAAAUAAGAAAUACUUUGUUUUUGUAAGUUAUUAAAUGUGAAAUUGAUAGCUGUGCAUCAGCCUAUUUAUAAAAGUAAUACUAUUUCCAAGAAAGAUGUUAUUAGCAUUUACUAUGUAUUUGACUUUUUACAUUCUUUAUCUGAUAUUAUUUAUUACAUUGAUAUAGGAAUAUGAUUCAUAAAUUUGAAGAUUCUGUAUAGUAUAAUAAUUUCACCUUCUUUCAGUGUUGAUUCAAUUGAUAUGAAAAUGCUUAUCCACUCGUUUCACACGCCCAAGUCUAUUUUACCUUACCUAAAUGUUCUCAACAUUAUUUGCUGUCUAAAGUAAUUGAAAAAAAUGCAAUUUACUUUUAUCUUUAAUUAUGUUGUAUUAUCUUGCAGACAUGGAAAAACUGUCAUUUAGAACAGUCCUAUAAAUGUAUAUUAAAAACUAAAUCAACACAUUAAAGUUAAUUCUAAUUCUGCCAUUCUCUCGAGAAAUACUAUGUAUGC
This is a messenger RNA of Pteronotus mesoamericanus, 3395 nucleotides long. RefSeq names its product mitochondrial calcium uptake family member 3 (gene MICU3). Gene Ontology annotation, biological process: calcium import into the mitochondrion; mitochondrial calcium ion homeostasis. The transcript is spliced from 15 exons. The record is from RefSeq and is a predicted model, not a curated record. Gene Ontology annotation, molecular function: calcium ion binding. The coding region runs from base 14 to 1615 and encodes 533 amino acids. NCBI's taxonomy places the organism in Eukaryota, Metazoa, Chordata, Mammalia, Chiroptera, Mormoopidae. Gene Ontology annotation, cellular component: uniplex complex.